Molecule: messenger RNA, 4674 nt
Organism: Pogona vitticeps (central bearded dragon)
Lineage: Eukaryota; Metazoa; Chordata; Lepidosauria; Squamata; Agamidae
Source: RefSeq, a predicted model, not a curated record
GUGCGGUGGGGUGGGGGAGAGAAGGAAAGGAGAGAAAGGCCGGGGGAGUUUGGGUGUUGCGUGAGGCGAGGGAACGGCGCCACCCUGAAGAGGAGGAAGAGGGCGCGCGCGCAAAAUUGGCUCCAGGAUGAUGGAGGACGGAUUCUCCAGUUACAGCAGCCUCUAUGACACCUCCUCGCUCCUGCAGUUCUGCAACGAUGACAGUGCUUCUGCUGCAAGUAGCAUGGAGGUGACAGACCGCAUUGCUUCAUUGGAGCAACGUGUUCAGAUGCAGGAAGAUGACAUCCAGCUGCUCAAAUCAGCUCUGGCAGAUGUAGUUAGGCGCUUGAAUAUUACUGAGGAGCAACAGGCCAUGCAGAACAAAAAAGGACCUACCAAAGCAAGACCCCUUGUACAAACACUGCCUUUAAAGACUACUGUUAAUAAUGGUACUGUUUUACCAAAGAAACCCAGUGGGUCUCUACCUUCCCCAUCAGGAACCCGAAAAGAAAUUGUAUCACCAGCAGCAAAAAGAUUGAACCAGUCUGUGAGUCUUCUCAAUGCAUGCAAACUGAAAAAAACUGCUCUAAGCACUGUCAAAAGAACCAACUCAGCUGAACGUGUGUCUCCAGGAGGUCGGCGGGAAAGCUAUGGGGAUGCCAAAGGCAGCCGCAAUCGAGCUGGAUCCACAAGCAGUUCAUCCAGUGGUAAAAAGAAUAGUGAAAGCAAGCCUAAGGAACCAAUGUUCAGUGCAGAGGAAGGAUAUGUAAAAAUGUUUCUCCGUGGACGUCCUGUUACUAUGUACAUGCCCAAAGAUCAAGUGGAAUCUUAUAAUUUGGAAGCAAAAGCAGAACUGCCAGCCAGGAGGCUUAAAUUGGAAUGGGUAUACGGCUAUAGGGGUCGAGACUGUCGCAGUAACCUGUACCUCCUACCAACGGGUGAAACUGUAUAUUUCAUUGCAUCUGUCGUGGUAUUAUACAAUGUGGAAGAGCAGUUGCAGAGACAUUACACUGGUCAUAAUGAUGAUGUGAAGUGCCUAGCUGUCCAUCCUGACAGGAUCACCAUAGCAACUGGUCAGGUUGCAGGAACAUCUAAGGAUGGGAAGCAACUACUGCCCCAUGUUCGCAUUUGGGAUUCUGUUACUCUGAAUACGCUACAUGUCAUUGGGAUGGGAUUCUUUGACAGGGCUGUCACCUGCAUUGCAUUCUCCAAAUCAAAUGGAGGGAGUAACCUUUGUUCCGUGGAUGACUCCAAUGACCAUGUCCUCUCGGUUUGGGACUGGCAAAGAGAAGAAAAGCUUGCAGAUGUAAAGUGCUCUAACGAAGCAGUGUUUGCAGCUGAUUUUCACCCUACAGACACAAAUAUAAUUGUUACGUGUGGAAAAUCACAUCUUUAUUUUUGGACACUUGAAGGGAGUUCUCUGAUUAAAAAGCAGGGAUUAUUUGAGAAACAAGAAAAGCCAAAGUUUGUCUUGUGUGUGACGUUUUCUGAAAAUGGAGAUACUAUCACAGGAGACUCAAGUGGAAAUAUCUUAGUGUGGGGAAAAGGUACCAACAGAAUAAGCUCUGUAGUUCAAGGUGCCCAUGAAGGUGGCAUUUUUGCACUUUGUAUGCUGCGAGAUGGAACACUUGUAUCUGGAGGUGGAAAAGACAGAAAGUUAAUCUCUUGGAAUGGAAAUUACCAAAAAGUUCACAAAACUGAGAUUCCAGAGCAAUAUGGACCCAUAAGAACAAUAGCAGAAGGGAAAGGUGACAUUGUGUUGAUAGGCACUACUCGGAACUUUGUUCUACAAGGCUCCCUCUCAGGGGACUUUUCUCCCAUUACGCAGGGUCAUACUGAUGAGCUUUGGGGUCUAGCAGCCCAUCCAUCCAAACCUCAGUUCUUCACUUGUGGACAAGACAAACACAUCACACUCUGGGAUGCCAUCAGUCACCAUCCAAUCUGGAAUAAAAUUAUAGAGGAUCCAGCGCAGUCUUCUGGUUUUCAUCCUGUAGGGUCUGUAGUUGCAGUAGGAACAUUAACUGGAAGGUGGUUUGUGUUUGACACUGAAACAAAGGAUUUGGUCACUGUACACACAGAUGGAAAUGAACAGCUGUCCACAAUGCGUUACUCACCAGAUGGCAAUUUCUUGGCAAUAGGUUCUCAUGAUAAUUGCAUUUAUAUAUACAGUGUUAAUGACAAUGGGAGGAAAUACAGUAGAAUUGGCAAAUGCUCAGGUCAUUCCAGCUUCAUUACUCACUUGGACUGGUCUGCUAAUUCUCAGUACCUUGUGUCUAAUUCAGGGGACUAUGAAAUCUUAUACUGGAUUCCUUCAGCUUGUAAACAGGUAGUAAGUGUGGAAACCACUAGAGAUAUAGAAUGGGCUACUUACACCUGUACUUUAGGAUUCCAUGUUUUUGGUGUGUGGCCAGAAGGUUCAGAUGGCACAGAUAUUAAUGCUGUUUGUCGCUCCCAUGGGAAGAAAUUGUUAUCAACUGGUGAUGACUUUGGGAAAGUACAUCUCUUCUCGUAUCCAUGUUCACAGUUUAGGGCUCCAAGUCACAUGUAUGGUGGGCACAGUAGUCAUGUAACCAAUGUAGAUUUUCUAUAUGAAGAUACUCAUCUCAUCUCUACAGGAGGAAAAGACACCAGUAUUAUGCAGUGGCGAGUCAUUUAGAGGAGACUUUGUAUGAACAUGUGUAACCAAGAGCUGGCUAUUCACCAACAUUGUGUAAAAAUUGUAUUUAAGAUUUAACAGUAUGGUUUCCGUCUAGCCUAGUCACUGUGAUUUAUAAGUUUAAAAUCCUUGCAGACCUCAGGAAAGCUAUGUCUUUGGCUGGCUACCGUACUUAUUUCAGUAAUUCUUUGAGCAUCACUUUAAAACAACAGCAGUUUUCUCCCCUCUUUUUUUCCCUCUUUGUUGUACAACAUACAAAACAGCACAGGUUUAAAAUGAAGACACGGAUUACACAGUUGAACAGAUAUUUUCUAUUAAAUAAUUACUUUAAAAACUAUUCUACUACUACAUAUAUGUGCUUCACAGUUUCGUUAUUUACACCUUAUACUGUCUAGCUACAUAGUUAGAAUAUCUAUUGUUGCAAAAGUUAUGGUACUUUCAUUUCUAGUGAAAAGGGAAAAAUGGAUAUUGGAAGUUUGACUCAUGCUGGACAGUAUCAAAUCAAUAAGCUGCUGAACUGUUCUGCAACGUUCACUUUGAAGGUGCUUCCAUAUACAGUAUUCGCCAUGUGGAAUGAAGUAGACAUUUUACACAGCAACAGUUGUAGAGCUUCUCCCACACCACAGAACUUAUUUAAAUAAGAAAAUGUGAAUGUUAGAAUAUAUAUUAACAUAUUUUUUUCUUCUGGCAUAGCAAACUUUAAAGUGAAGAGGACACAAUCCAGCAAAAUGUACUUGCUAAUUCAUUUCCAUACAACAGCCUGUAACGGUACUCAGUUUCAAUUAACUUUAUUCUACUGAUUUCGGUGGAAUUAACAGUUGCUGGAUAGUGCCGAGAUUUAUAUUCCUUUUAAAAUGAAGCAGCAGGUUGUACCCCAGUUUUAACUUGAAUAUCUCAGCAGGGAUUACUUCUUCAGGUAACCUGAUUCCAGAUGUCUUGCUUUUUUUUUUAACAAGUAUAUGAUCAGUUUCUUAUUUCAAAAUAAAUAACCAGCCUGAUCACAUCUCAAUUGUUCAGUUGACAGAGUAAACCAAUCUGGAUAUCAAUCAGCAUGAAUAUUACUACCUUAUAUACAUGUGUACAAUUUUUGGAAAUUUGUAUGAAAUAGUAAAGCAUUCUAAGCUUUACUUGUGUAUUGCUUAUGGAUAUUGUAUAUUCGUAUUUCAAGGCCAAGAAGACUAUGUACAAAGAGAGCUCUGAGUGUACCAUAAAUCUGCAGGGGAGAUGGCGAAGUGAACAUAUAUGAACCAUUAAGAGAGCCAGCAGCACUCUAUAAGCAACCCAGUGAUAUUUUGUGGCUGUAGUAUUUUUAGCAGUAGCAAUCAAGCAGGAUGCUGUUAAAGAGAUGUGUGUCCCAGGAUCUCUGACAAUGUUGCAGAAGAUCUGGUGCUGGAUUGUGUGAUGCAGCCACUUCAAACAGCAAAAGGCUGGGGUGACCUACAUGUUAAUAAAUAACUUCCUCCACCACCACCCCUUUCUGUGGGUUUUGCAUGGACCGAUAUUUGUAGUACAAAAGACUACUGUGUUUUGCAUUGAAGUAAAAAGUGGAGGUGGCAUAGGAGUUCAGAAGGCCUUAUACAUUUUGAUUGUGACACAGACUGAAAAUUGUUGUUUACAUUGGAGAAUGUACCUAAAGAUUUUAAAAGAACAGAGUUAUAAACAGGUCUGAAAAUUUGAAUGGUGUUUUUUUUUCAUAGUGGACAAAAACAUGCAAAUUAAUCAAACUUUGAAGCAUGGGUUGUCUGAGUUCUUUCAAUGGAUAUUUGAAAAACUUCAAGGCUUUUUAAAAGCAUCUCCAACCCAUUACACCGAAAGAGCAGGCUACGAAUAAACAUCAUGUAUCAAGGUGAAUUGUUCUGAUUUCUGUUAUCUUUAUAUAAUUCAAUAUGCAUUAAAUUCAAUACUAAAGUUUUUGUAUGCUUCUGGAUAAAAGUAAAACAUCCUAAAGCAACUUCAGUACACCGGGUUGACUAUAACCCUUCCCCUUUUAUGUAUAUGUAUAUGUUCAAAUGAAGUAAAAUCAAAUGCUCAUUGCUGGA